AUGAUUAGGGAUAUUGAGGCGAAAAAGCAAAACUGUUUUGAGGAGUGGGAUAGGAAAAGGGAUAGUAGUAGUAGAAGGAAGAUAUCGAUGAGGACUAUUAAUGUUGAUAUCACACUGCUGUCUGAGAAGCUUUUUGAUAAUUUUUUGGAUACGGAGAGUUCGUAUUUUGAGUGUGAGAUUGAGGUGAUUAGUCUGAACAUGUUUUCGAUUCCAAGGACGAUGACGAUAAAAGGUAGGAUUUGGAAGGGGAUAUGGGAUAUGCUAAAGUCAUUGAACAAGUAUGAGGUUAUUGUUGUUGCAGACAAGAUGGAAAGGAGGAUUUCUACGACAAAGGCUAUUAGGAGACCAGUUCUUGAUUUGACAGAAUGGACGUUGGAUAGGGAGAUGAGAAAGUAG
Molecule: messenger RNA, 396 nt
Organism: Ascoidea rubescens DSM 1968
Lineage: Eukaryota; Fungi; Ascomycota; Saccharomycetes; Ascoideales; Ascoideaceae
Exons: 1
Coding region: 1-396 (131 amino acids)
Source: RefSeq, a predicted model, not a curated record